AUGGAAGAUCUCAAAAGCGAUCCAUUUGUUGCGGAUGUGACUGAAGCCGAUCGAUCUGUGAUAAAAAUUCUUCUCGGUGAAGUCAACGCUGAGGUUGAAGAGACAGUGGAGGAUAUCAUGCCAGAUGACUUGCCCGACCUCGAUGUGGACAUGGUUUCAGCGGAGGCAGCAGAGGUUAUGGCUCAGUCUUUGAAUGACAUGGAUGACAUGGAGGAGAAAUUGUCCAACACCGAAGAGCUACUAAAUAUGGCGAGUUAUGAGGAUGUUGAAUUUAAUACAGAAGAUGCCAAAAUACCCGCUUCUCUCGACAUGACCUCUUUCAUUCUCACCGAGGAAGAUCAGUCGAUUGAUGAGAGGGCCGUUCGAGGUGUUGCCGACUCUCUUGUCCGUGACCUACUGUUGGGCGAUGUGGACUUUACCUCAAUCGCUUUCAUCGCUUUUGAAUGUAUCAGAGAUUAUCAGGAGGUGAGAUUGAAGUAG
Molecule: messenger RNA, 480 nt
Organism: Hydatigera taeniaeformis
Lineage: Eukaryota; Metazoa; Platyhelminthes; Cestoda; Cyclophyllidea; Taeniidae
Source: the annotation of a GenBank genome assembly